Messenger RNA from Saccharomyces cerevisiae S288C, 714 nucleotides. It is a transcript of the gene PRM8, whose product is annotated as pheromone-regulated DUP240 family protein PRM8. The record is from RefSeq and is marked reviewed. The coding region runs from base 1 to 714 and encodes 237 amino acids. The transcript has a single exon. Lineage: Eukaryota; Fungi; Ascomycota; Saccharomycetes; Saccharomycetales; Saccharomycetaceae. Gene Ontology annotation, cellular component: endoplasmic reticulum; membrane.
AUGCAAACCCCUUCAGAAAAUACCAACGCCAAGUCGGAUUCUCUCGACGAACCCGGUGCAUAUUUAAUCGAGGAAAAUGUGGCUCUUCCUAAGGACAUAUUCCAUUCGUACUUGAGUUAUUGGAUAUAUGAAGCAGCUCACUGUACACCGGUCAUGCUUUUGUCUCUAGUAAUUGGGGUUUUAAUCUCAAUAAUUAUUCUUUUUCAUGAUAACGAAAAUUGCGUUGGGGUUUCUGUAGGGUUUCUCCUCAUAUUCUCUGGCAUUUUAGUGAUAGUUCUAAUACUCAGGUUUGGACCACAGAUCAGUGAUGAAGAUUUCAAAUGUAAGCUACUGAUGGAAAUUAUCACACGGAAACCUACGGUAAAGGGGAAAGAAUGGAGGACAAUUACAUACAAGAUGAACCAGUAUUUAUUUGAUAACGAUUUAUGGAACACUCCCUACUACUUUUACCGUGAUGAAGAUUGCCACCGUUAUUUUCUAAGUCUUAUUAAGGGAAGAACUUUCAAGAAGCAAAAGGAAUCGUCAGCCAGCAAUGUUAAAGACGCACAAUCAAAUGACGAAACCGCUGGCACACCAAACGAAGCCGCUGAGUCUUCUAGUUUUAGUGCCGGACCGAACUUUAUAAAGCUCCUCACCAAGGCAGCCGAAAUCGAACAACAAUUUCAAAAGGAAUAUUGGCGACAAGAGUAUCCUGGUGUCGAUGAGUUUUUUUAG